Molecule: messenger RNA, 3396 nt
Organism: Osmerus eperlanus (European smelt)
Lineage: Eukaryota; Metazoa; Chordata; Actinopteri; Osmeriformes; Osmeridae
Gene: vps9d1
Product: VPS9 domain containing 1
Exons: 16
Coding region: 6-2045 (679 amino acids)
Biological process (GO): vesicle-mediated transport
Cellular component (GO): cytosol; endocytic vesicle
Molecular function (GO): small GTPase binding; guanyl-nucleotide exchange factor activity
Source: RefSeq, a predicted model, not a curated record
CAGUCAUGGCCGCCAAGUCUGGCUAUGACGCUGGCGUGAAGCCCCUCCAAAAUGCAAUGAAAAUGGCUAAAUUGGCAAUACAACUAGACGCAGGGAACAGACACAAGGAAGCAUAUUGUGAGUACCUGAAGAGUAUCAGCUACAUUUCCAAUUCGCUUCUGGAGGAUGCGAUGUCUCAAACGGACGGAGAAAUGGUUGCGGUGGAGGUGGAGAGGAUGCUGAGGUUGGCAGAGCAGUGUUUAGAGAGAGCCAAGUCCUUCAUAGAGCACUACUCACCCACCCAGACCCAAGCCCUAAGCCAGAACCAGAGCUCAGACCUGAACCAGCCCACAACCCAAGACACUACUGUUGUUGUAGCAAGCUGUGGAGAUUGUGUCACACCACAAGAGGCUGUGGCUGAGAUGAAGCACAGAGCCAAUCCAAGGCUGGGGCACCGUAGGGUUCAAUCUGAAGGAGAGGGUGAGCUCUCCCCCUUCCUGCCCCCUGAAGUCUUCCAGAGAUUGCAGACAGCAGUGUUACAGGAUAUGAAGAAGGAGCUUACACCGAUUGAGGAGGCUUCACGUCUGAACCAAAAGCUGAAAGCCAAUUAUCAGGCUCGUCUGGCAAGGCUCCAACCUGGGCAGGCAACUCAGAAGACUUCUCUGAAGCUGUCUCUUCAGCGACAAAUGAUGGAAAACCUGAUCAUAGCCAAGGCCAGGCAGGACGCUCUUCAGAGGAGGAUGGAGGAGAGGAGACUGAGACUGCAGGAGGAGGCCAACAGGAGAUUUGCAGCAUCUGGUACAGUGACAACAGAGGAGCAAGAGCAAAGGCUUCUGUACACCAACGUUCUGGAGUAUGAACAAGACCACAACUGGCCCAAGCUGUGGAAAGAGAAACUUAAGAAGAGCCCAGAUGAUGACAGCCUGGUGUCCGGUCUAGUUGCAUAUCUUCUCAGCCGCGCAGACCACCCAGUGAUGAUGCUCCUAAAGAAGCACCAGUAUCGCAUCUACAACCAUCUCUACCCCCUGGUGAGCAGGGGGCCCCCGGCCAGCCCCUCCCCCACCCUCAAGCCUUCCCGCAGCGCUCAGAACCUGCUCAACCCAGAACCGCACCAGAAAUCGGGCUCAGACUACAACACCUCGCUCUCCUUCUCCAACGAGCACAACGCGAGUGAGGAGGAGCUGGACAGCGCCGGCCCGGCCAGCCCAGGUACCGACCACUGUGUGGACCGGGAGAACUCGUUUGAGGACCUCGAGCAGUUCUUGACCCCGCUGGACUGGGCCCCACCCCAUGGGAACGCGAGGGUGGACAGUGAUUUGACCUUUGAAGCCUCGACCCAGAUUGAACCAGAGUCUGAGAGCAUCAUCCAUGGGUUGGAGGUCCGCGCCCUCAAAGAGCAUCUGAAGGACAUUGUCAAGGACAUACACAUUGCCAUAGACCAGCUUUUAUCCCUGUGUCUGCUCUCCUUUGAGUGCCUCAACACAGCCACGUCUAAAGACCUGUGUUUGGCCAGCAUUGAAGAGGCCUUCUUCACCCCUCUGUGGAGCCCUCUGCUGGCUCUUUUCAGGAAGGUGAAUCGAGACCGGGAGCUGUGUCUGGAGGACAGCAUGCGACUCCACCAUGAGGUGACACCUGGAGACGUGGGUGUCUCAGCUAAACUGUUCCCCCAGGACCCCGCAGUGCUGCACGGUUCCUACCCCUACGAGUGUGCAGUGCAGGAGCUGCGUUCGAUGUGCAAAGACUCCUGUCCCCAGAGGAAGCUGGAGUGUCUGGUGAGGACAUUGCGUCUCAUCUGUGCGUGUGCCGAAGACUACAGAUGUCUCCAUGAGGCGGACUCUGCACCCAAAACAGCUGCCAUUGGUGCAGAUGACCUGCUGCCCAUCCUGUCCUUCGUGGCCCUGAGGUGUGGCUGUCCUCAGCUGCUCUCUGAAUGUGCUGCCCUGGAGGAGUUCAUCCAUGAGGGGUACCUGAUUGGAGAGGAGGGCUACUGUCUGACCUCCAUGCAGAGCGCACUGACAUAUGUGGAGACGCUCCACACCGGAGGAGGCCUCGACAAACUCACCUGAGCCAGGUUGCUGGUCUAAAAGAAGCUCAGCUUCGAGCAUGUUUCUGCUCCGUUUGUCCACUAUAGUGUCCACCCCCCCUCUACCACCUCCAACCCCCCCCACCCCCCUCAUGUGGUGUAGGGUGUGAGUGAGAAUGUGAGCAGAGGGAAUUAUUUGUGCACUUUCAGUGUUUUGUAUGUGAAAGAUCCGGUUUGUGUUGAUGGUUUACUGCAUCUCCCAGUCAUCCAAUAGACUGUCAGCUCACUGAAUCAGGGUUUUAAUUAACUGUGGGACAGACAAUACUUGCAUUUUAUUUAGCACUUUUAGUGUGUAACACUUUUUUGUUCUUUGUUCUGUCAGAUGAAUUGUGUGUGUGCGUGCGUCCAUGUGCAUGAAUGUCCAAACGUGGCAAAUUGUUACAGCCAGGGACUACAAUGAUACAAUGAUGAUGACUGCAGUUUAGGGAAUUAGCUUCUUUUUUUUUCUUUUUUAAGACUUUACAACUUGCAUAUCUGAUUGACCUGGUCAGAAAACAUAAGACUGUGACGUAAAGAGGAGAGACGGUAUGGGAGUGCUUCUGGCCGUUCUAGAGAGCCUGGUGUAAGAAACACAUCUCUUCCUGCAGUCACCUCAGGUGGUGAGGAGAUCCAGGGGUUUAAAACUAACAGGCACCCUCAUUAAUAUGACGGCUGAUCUGUCUUCCGAUUGGUUAAGCAUGUAGUUCUCAGUCCUUCUCACUUCAAAAUCAGUGUUUUAGUAGAAAAGAAAGAAAUGUCUGUUUUUUUAAGGAAUUGUAAAAGGUCAUUUUGAAGUUCACUGUCUGGGCUCUAAUAUGUGAACGCUUUGUACCUGGUUAAUUCACUUCAGUUAGGUUUUAUACAGUGGAUUUUAGUGCUAACUGACUGGUAGUUUCCUUUUUUGCUAUUUAAUGUUUAAUUUUUAAGUCAAAGAAAUAAAAGGGUUAAAAGGUAAUGUGAAAAAAUGUUUCAGAAUUGCGAUUUGAAUUGUAACGCCUUCUAGCCAGGUUAAAUGUGAUCAUUUUUCCUGUGAAAUGUGUGACACCAAAUAAAUGCUUUUCUGUGACUUAGAGAGGCUUGUAAAUGUAUGUAAAUACAGUAAAAUAACCUGGAAGUUGUUUGAACUGUUGAAUGAAACCAGUCCACUAAUACUACGCUACGAAGAUGACAUACUGUUUUAGGAUGGUUUCUAUUACUCUUGAAGACUCGAUGAAUGUAAACUUUUUUUGUCAAUUUAACAUGAUGCUGUUUUACUGUGCAUACCAUAUAUUUUACUGUGUACAAGAGAAGGUCAAAGUUGUAAAUCCUGGGGAUUUAUAUUAUAGUAAAUAAUAAUAAUAAAGUAGACAUUUCAA